AUGGAACAAGUCUCAGAAGCAGUUGGCAAGUUUACAGUUGAUCUUUUCAAAAAGCUGGAUGAGACCAACAAGGACAAAAACAUUUUCUUUUCCCCCUGGAGUAUAUCAUCUGCUCUGGCCCUGACAUACCUGGGUGCAAAAGGCAAUACAGCAAGAGAGAUGGCAGAGGUUCUUCAUUUCACUAGAGCUGUGGGAGCUGAUGGGUCAUCUUCUGUGGCCAGACCUUCUCGGGGGAGACCAAAAAGAAGAAAAAUGGACCCUGAGCAUGAGCAAGCUGAAAAUAUCCACUCUGGCUUCAAAGAGCUCCUGGCAGCCAUGAACAAACCCAGAAACACCUACUCACUGAGAACUGCCAACCGUAUCUAUGUGGAAAAAACCUACCCAUUGCUGCCUACAUACAUACAGCUUAGCAAGAAAUACUACAAGGCAGAGCCACAAAAGGUUAACUUUAAAACAGCAUCAGAACAAUCCAGGAAGGAAAUCAACACCUGGGUGGAAAAGGAAACUGAGGGUAAAAUCAAGAAUUUGCUGAGUUCACAAGAUGUGCUGAGCCACACCAAGCUGAUCCUGGUGAAUGCCGUUUACUUCAAGGCAGAAUGGGAAGAGAAAUUUAAAGCACAAGCAACGAAUAUGCAACCUUUCCGACUGAGCAAGAACAAGUCUAAGCCUGUGAAGAUGAUGCAUAUGAGACAUGUAUUUCCAGUUCUUAUCAUGGAAACAAUGAACUUCAAAAUGAUUGAGCUACCAUAUGUGAAACGUGAACUCAGUAUGUUCAUCCUACUUCCUGAUGACAUCAAAGAUGGUACUACAGGUCUUGAACAGCUAGAAAGAGAACUGACAUAUGAGAAGCUGUCUGAAUGGGCUGAUUCAAAGAAGAUGACAAAAACUCUUGUGGAUCUGUACCUGCCUAAGUUCAAACUGGAGGAGAAAUACACCCUCAGUGAUAAUCUGAGCAGCAUGGGAAUGCACACUGCCUUCACCAACAAUGCUGAUUUCAGUGGAAUGGGUGAUAAGAAGGAUUUGGCUAUCUCCAAAGUUAUUCACCAGUCUUUUGUUGCAGUUGAUGAGGAAGGCACUGAGGCAGCUGCUGCUACUGCUGUAAUUAUCGUAUACACAACUACACUUAUCAGCCAUGCUCUGACAUUCAAGGCUGAUCACCCUUUCCACUUCUUCAUCAGGCACAACAAAUCCAAGAACAUCCUCUUUUUUGGCAGAUUCUGCUCCCCUUAGAAUGAGUUAUUCCUUGCUCCCAGACAGCAUCUGAAGUUCACUUAUCAAUAGAAAAACGUGAACUGCAGCAUUCAAAGCUCAGGCUUAAGCCAUAUAACCAUAGGUACUGAAAGUAUAUCUCCUUUUUCUUUCCACACAACCCCAAGUGAGGCAGCACCCAGAGACCACCCUGUGCCUCAAAGACUGUCAUUCCACAGCUGCUUUCCAUUGUGCUAAUGAGACAGCUUUUCACAGAAAGCUGAAUUUUGCUCCCUUGCAUCAAAUUUGCAUUUCUGGCUUUGUUGUUCAGGAGUAAGGAGGAGUCGUAAAGGCUUUUUGCAUGCAGCCCAUCAUCUAGCCCCGUGCCUGGUGCCGACUUCAAGGGAAAUACAGCCUAUCCUUUUAGACCUCUCAGAGAGGAAAAAAUCCCCUAAGGAAGAGAAAAAAUAACAAUAAUAAUAAAAACUUGUAGAAAUCUAUAUGCUCUCUUUUCCUUACUGGGAAACCUGCAUUUGCAUUACAAUAUAGUUUCCUUAUCUUCACCAUUUUAAAGAUUGUUUGAAGUUAAAUACUUAAUACAAACCCAAAUUCCUCUCAAAAUGCCCCUUAUCUCCCCAUCUCACUGCAUACACAGAGGUACAUCACAUGCAUUCUCUAUAUUGCCGUUGCAGCUUCAUGAAAAAAUGGGGUAGUGAGGGAAAAUGGUCCACCCUUUAACAUUGAAUUGCCAAAUUCUGUUCAUUUUGCAGUACGUCCUAAUUUCUCUUAACUUUCAACUAUAAGGUUGCUAAGAGUUCCAACCAGCAUAAAGCCUAAGAAAACUACAAGCAGUAUGUCUUACUACUACCUCUUGUUGAUAUGCAAUCAAAAAAACUCCAGAAUUCAAAUCUGCUUCCUCUUUUUAAUUUAAUGUAAUUAUAUCUGUUUUCUUGGUAAGACCUGCAUGGUUUCCUGAUAUCAGAUAUCAUGCAUUGAUGAAUGUACGAUUUGUAAGUGAAGAGCGCAUUUCAGCCAAGAUAGUUCCGGUUCUCAGAGAAACACCAGUGAGAGUUUGAUUGAUGCUUUACUUCAUAAUUUUGCCAUGAUCUGCAUUUAAUCAAUAAAUGAACUCAGAGUUGUG
Molecule: messenger RNA, 2329 nt
Organism: Oxyura jamaicensis (ruddy duck)
Lineage: Eukaryota; Metazoa; Chordata; Aves; Anseriformes; Anatidae
Product: heterochromatin-associated protein MENT-like
Exons: 7
Coding region: 1-1230 (409 amino acids)
Biological process (GO): negative regulation of endopeptidase activity
Molecular function (GO): serine-type endopeptidase inhibitor activity
Source: RefSeq, a predicted model, not a curated record